Penaeus indicus is the source of this 1769-nucleotide messenger RNA. RefSeq names its product putative pyridoxal-dependent decarboxylase domain-containing protein 2. The annotation marks the transcript as partial. Gene Ontology annotation, cellular component: intracellular membrane-bounded organelle. Lineage: Eukaryota; Metazoa; Arthropoda; Malacostraca; Decapoda; Penaeidae. The record is from RefSeq and is a predicted model, not a curated record. Gene Ontology annotation, biological process: carboxylic acid metabolic process. Gene Ontology annotation, molecular function: pyridoxal phosphate binding; carbon-carbon lyase activity. The transcript is spliced from 13 exons.
GGAAAGUCAGGGCCGCGUUCUCCGGUCCUGUUUGUGUUGUUCUUAGUGUUUUCGUGUGUCUUCAGGAGAAAAUAGAAGGACAAGAGGCAACAGAAACCAUGGCUGAAGAAGAGAAACCGCGUGAGACAGAAGUCAAAGAGGAAGAGCCAAAGGAACUGACAGUUGAUAAGCCAAAGGCAGAAGCACCUACCACAGAAGAACCCACCAAAGAGGAGCCAGCUGAGGAGACCCCAGAGAAGGUUCAGGCUGAGGAACCGGUGCCUGAAAAGGCCGAACAACAGGAAGCAGAGGAGGAGGAGGAGGGGCAAAAUGACAAUGAGGAGGAAGAGGAGGAGGAAGAAGAAGUGGAGGAUGUAUUUGGGGCUCUUUCAACCUUCUCUGCAGAGAUGUUCGCAGCUCUGGGGUCGCCUGCAGAGCCCUUACCCCCAGAGGAGAGGCAGCCACGACCCCUGGCACUGAAUGGCCAUGACCCCUUACACACCACCAGGCUGUUACAGGACCUGAUUACUUAUGACGAUGAGGAACCAGAUGUAACCUAUGGCCUGGGCCCCCUAGACAACCAUGGCCGACUAGCUGCUGUCUCCCACCUGCUCUCAGCUUUGGUGACGACGCUCGACCCUCAGCAUCUUAGGCGGCUUGCAACUAGGGUCAUGUCAGACUCGUGCUUGUGGGUCUCCAGAUUGUUCAGAUACUUUGACUCAACAGCCUAUAUCCAUGAGGAUGUGCGUGAGGGUGUGGUGCGUGUAUGCCGCAUGCUGCUCCAUACGCGCUACCCCAAGUACGCAGCUGAUGGCUAUGAGGCACUUUACGCCAGACCCCCGGUUAUCUACACCAGCAGCACUGUCAGACCUGGGCUGCCCCAACACAUUGCAGCCAUGCUUGGUUUGGGGUCUGGCUGUGUGCGAGUUGUUCCCUGCAAUACAGUUGUGGGGUCACCAGUUGCCAUGGACACAGCAGCACUCGAUCGCAUGAUGGCGGAAGAUUUGGCAGCACAAAAGAAACCUCUGCUUGUCAUUGCAAAUGUUGGUGGUGGAGCUGUAGGGGGUGUAGACAAUGUCGGCCGCAUCCAAGAACUCUGCAACACACACGAGGCUUGGCUGCAUGUGGAGGGACAUGCUCUGGCAGCACUUACACUGCCCAAUGCACCCAAUUUGCCUGCAAAAGUAGCUGACAGCAUGACCUUGCCCCUGUCCCUGUGGCUCGGGAUUCCCUCACUCCCAUACGUCACCCUAUACAAAGCGUAUGAGACCUCGGCAGUUCAUGCAGCGGGUUUGACGGCACUCAGUCUGCACGUGCGAUUGUCAUGUCUUCCUCUCUGGACCACAUUACAGACCCUAGGCCAGACUGGAGUGAUAUCGCGGUUCCAGCACGCCUUCGAGCUUAGCCAGUAUCUGCAGCAGCAUCUCGCCACUUUACCACGAAUUCGACUCUUUAGUCCAGUUCCCCCCGAGGGCACGGCAAUCACCAUUCAGGAUCUAGUCACCAAGCCUGUCAGCACUGCACAACUCCUAGAAACUGUGAGUGGGUCAGUUGUGUUCCAGUACGUUGAUGAGACCAACACAGGUGGCAAGAACUCCGAGUAUUAUGACAAUUUGAAUUCAUGGCUGGGGCAGGUUGUCCGACGUGAUCUCGGCAGUAUCCCCCUAGAGCUGGUGCAGCUGGAUACAGCUGGCCUGGUCCUGCGCUGGAGCCCCAUGGAAGGACCUGAGACCUAUCACAUCACUCUUGCACAUGUUGAUCACCUCAUUCACUCCCUUCACCAUCAGCUA